This is a messenger RNA of Anastrepha obliqua, 3398 nucleotides long. RefSeq names its product xenotropic and polytropic retrovirus receptor 1-like. Lineage: Eukaryota; Metazoa; Arthropoda; Insecta; Diptera; Tephritidae. Gene Ontology annotation, molecular function: inositol hexakisphosphate binding. Gene Ontology annotation, biological process: cellular response to phosphate starvation; phosphate ion transport. The record is from RefSeq and is a predicted model, not a curated record. Gene Ontology annotation, cellular component: cytoplasm; plasma membrane; Golgi apparatus. The coding region runs from base 336 to 2357 and encodes 673 amino acids. The transcript has 9 exons.
UCGUGUUUGGUGUUUUCUAAAAUUUCCUCCGUAUUUUAUUUAAAUUAACUUAAGAAAUUUAUCUUGUUUUGCUUAAAGAAUAAAUUAAGCUAUGUCAGUAAUUCUAAGAAAAGUGAAAAUGUGCUUAAAAGUGGCUAGUAAUUAAAUGAAUUGAGUGAAAACAAGCUACUUACUUUGGGUGUUAAUUAAACGGUUGUGAUAUCAGUUUUCAAUUAGAAGCAAAAAAGUGUGAUAAAUUUAAUCAGCUAACAGGCGCGACAACGGCGACCAUCAACCAAGCAACAUUCAACGCUGAUAUAUUCAAUGCAAGGGCAGCGGACCAUUGAGCAGACAAGAUGAAAUUCGCCGAACACCUAUCGGCGCAUAUAACGCCGGAAUGGCGCAAACAAUACAUUAAUUAUGAGGAAAUGAAGGCCAUGCUUUAUAUGGCCGUCGAAGAAGCGCCCUCUGUCGACAGCGUUGAAGAUGAAGUGCUUAAGCGACAUUUUGCCAAUUUCGAUGAGAAUUUUUUUCAUUAUUGCGAUAAGGAAUUGAAAAAGAUCAACACAUUCUAUUCGGAAAAAUUAGCCGAAGCGACACGUAAAUUCGCCACACUCAAUGCCGAGCUGAAGACCUGCAUCGAAGAGUCCGAACGUUCGGCGAAAAAGUCGAAAUCAUUGAAAAAGCCUGGUUUGCCGCAUCGUAAAGCCGCAGAAUUGAAGUUGGCUUUCAGCGAAUUUUACUUGAGUUUGAUUUUGCUGCAGAACUAUCAAAAUUUAAAUCAUACAGGAUUUCGCAAAAUUCUCAAGAAACAUGAUAAGCUACUGCGCGUCGAUACCGGUGCCAAGUGGCGUCAGGAAUAUGUGGAAUCUUCACACUUUUUCAUCAACAAAGAUAUCGACAAUAUCAUCAAUGAAACUGAGACCACCGUAACGACUGAGUUGGAGGGCGGCGAUCGUACGCGCGCCAUGAAACGUUUACGUGUACCGCCACUUGGUGAACAACAGAGUCCGUGGACUACUUUUAAAGUUGGGCUUUUUUCGGGCAGUUUUAUUGUGCUUGCCGUGGUUGUGAUAUUGUCGGCGAUUUUCCACGACAUCAGCGGCGAAAAUCUCAAGGUCACGUUUCGUCUUUAUCGCGGUCCGCUACUCAUCAUUGAAUUUAUUUUCCUCAUUGGCGUCAAUAUAUACGGUUGGCGUUCGUCGGGCGUUAAUCAUGUGCUCAUCUUCGAAUUAGAUCCGCGUAAUCAUCUCUCCGAACAACACCUAAUGGAAUUAUCUGCUAUAUUUGGCGUUAUUUGGACACUGAGUAUGUUAAGCUUUUUAUACAGCGCCAGUCUAAGCAUACCGGCCUUCAUUAAUCCGUUGACAUUGACAAUUGUAAUGGUGGCAUUCUUGGUAAAUCCGUUUCAUGUAUUCCAUCACGACGCACGUUUCUGGUUGUUGCGCAUAACCGGCCGCAUGGUAGCGGCGCCCUUUUUCCAUGUCGGUUUUGCCGAUUUCUGGCUGGGCGAUCAAUUGAAUUCACUCGCCACGGCAUUGCUGGAUUUCGAGUAUCUGGUGUGUUUCUAUUUCACCAAUGGCAAUUGGUUUGAGGCGCAAGAUGCUACUGCAUGCAUGGAAAAAGAUUUUCUUAUACGUCCGAUAUUUAAUUGCCUGCCGGCGUGGUUCCGUUUUGCGCAAUGUUUGCGGCGUUAUCGGGAUAGUCGUGAGGCAUUUCCGCACUUGGUCAAUGCUGGAAAGUAUUCGAGCACUUUUGCUGUGGUGAUAUUCGCAACGCUGAGGAGUUUCAAUAAUAGAUACUACGCCAGCACGUUCGAUAACCCCUUCACUUGGUUGUGGAUUAUUGCUUCUAUCAUCUCUUCCUGUUACGCCUACACUUGGGAUAUUAAAAUGGAUUGGGGUCUAUUCGAUAAGAAUGCGGGCGAGAACACAUUUUUGCGCGAGGAGAUUGUCUACUCAACAGGAUUUUACUACUUUGCCAUCAUCGAAGAUUUGGUGCUGCGCUUCCUUUGGGCCUUAUCAUUUUACUUGACUGAAAUGAAAAUAGUUAGCAGUGAUGUGAUGACGUCCAUUACAGGCAUUUCGGAAGUUUUUAGACGCUUCGUUUGGAACUUCUUCCGCUUGGAGAAUGAACAUCUCAAUAAUUGUGGUAAAUUCCGUGCCGUUCGUGAUAUUUCCAUUGCACCAAUCGAUUCAUCCGAUCAAACACAAAUAUUGCGCAUGAUGGACGAACCGGAUGGUGUUAUUAAUCGUUAUACGAAAACCAAUCGCCCGAAACCGAAGAAAACCAAAGAUCCUGAAAAGCGCAGUUUACUACAGCCGCGUGGUUCAAUGCAGGAUCUUAGCAUCGAUAUUGACGGCACGAAGAAGUUAUAAAUUCACUCACACACACACACACCGCUGUGCUAAAAGCAACGUCAAUUUUAAUAAUUGUUUAAAUGCUGAAAGGCGUUGACUGCUUGCCUUGCACUAAAGUUUAUACUUCCAUUGUGAAAAUUGAAAAGAGGAAAAACUGAAAACUUGAAAAGUAAAACAAAAAAAAAAACUUAAUAUUAGCAAAAAAGCCAUAGAUAAAACAUAUUUAAAUUUUUUUUGCCAGCCGUUCUGUAUAUGAACGUAAACACAUAUGGUUCAAUUAUCUCUUUGGGCAUUAAUUUAAGUACUUAAAGUGUAGGUUGAUUCUCGUUUUGCUAUUCUACCGCUGUUGUUUUCUGCAGAGCCAACCAAUGUGACAUUAAGUAGUAAAAUUCCCAUUUAUUGCAUUGUGAACUGUUUAUUUUGUAAACAUUCUACAAUAAUUUUAAAUAUAUUCUUGGCAGUAUUACUUAUGUAAAUAAUUACAAAUAAUAUUUCGUACUUAUACAUUUUGUAAAGUUGAGCUCUUUUGAUUUUUGUUUUUAUACUAACCAAUUCAAAACAAAUGUGGUAUGUAAUUGAAAAGACAAGAAAUUAAAACCAUUUAGACUUAGUAUACACACACACACAUAUGUAUGUAUUAUAUGUAUGCCUAAUAAUGUAAUGAUCGAUAGCGAAAUUAUUUUUUGCCAACCCAAAGCAUUCCCCAAAUUGAAUUUUUAUCACAAUGUUAAACAUUUACGUAAGUUUUAUAAUUGUAAAAACAAAACAUGCAAAUCAAAUCUGUAAUAGUUCUUUGUUAUUGCUUUUUCUACGUAAUAAGCCCUAGGCGCACUUGCUGAAGUAAUGAAAAAUUAAUCUAAAUUUUUUAGAUACUCAUUUUAUUGAUGAGCGAUUUUAAGAAUAUUGUUCAAACUGAAAUAAUAUUGAUCAUCCUUCGAUUGUAAGCGUAAAAAUAGGUCAACGAAUUAUUUUAACACUAACUAUUGUAAUAUUUACUAAUACUAACUAAUACAUAUACAAUUAAAUUUCAUUUAUACAAAUAAAAAAUGUGCGAUUAUU